AUAGAAAGAAAGAGACAGUGUGUGUGUGUGAGAGUGAGUGUGUGUGAGAGUGUGUGAGCGAGCUCAGCUGUAAUUUUGAGUGCUGUUGAUUUUGAUUGCACUUCAUCACACACCUGUGGAAGUUUAUAGACUUUGCUGAUUUGCAGUGUCUGGUGUGUUCUCAUGGAAGGAGCCGAGGAGAUUUAUUUUAAGUUUUUGAAUAGUUUCCACUAAUUAUCCAGUUUGCUUUUUUUUUUUUUUAAACUCAUUGCAAGGACCAGUUUCUCUGGAAUCUUUUUAUUUAUUUAUUUUUGGGUUUUAGUAUAUCUUCAUCAUGGGGGAUAUAGUUUCUACACACCUGGACGAGGGAAGGAGACGGAUAAUUACAGCUCAUACCAGAAAGGUGAUGACAGAGUUCGGGAGGGUUUACAGACAGCAGUAUGCAGUGGCUCUUUUUAACAGCGUACGGUUCGAGAUCGAGGGAGGAGGAAACACACAGACGCAGCUCUUACACCGCAAGGAUCCACUUCAGGACAAAUCCAUCUUCUCUGGAGAUCUGUUUCAGUAUUUGGAUGAGAAUAAGAAAUGGAGGAACCGCUUCAUAUACGUGGCCAACUCUUACAAUAUCGGCUUCUACGACAGCAGACUGGCUUUUGAAAGGGGUCUGCAUCCCAGAGGAGUCAUUAAUUGUGCUGGAUACAAAGUCCUGACCUCCAUGGAUGAGUACCUGGACCUGCUGAGCAGCUGCCUGCCUGACUUAAAGGCGAAACAAGAAACUUCCCCAUUUCUGAAAUACGCCUCCAGCUUUCUGUUGAUCUUGUGGCACCCCUACGCUCGCCAUCAUUACUUCACUGUGAGGACUGAGAAAGAGCAGACCAAGUGGCUUGCUGUUUUCCAGGACUGCAUCAGACACGCCAACAAUGGUCUGUCAGAGGAGAACAAGGUGCUCACACCAGCGUUCACCAAUUCCCUACGACUGUACAGACAAGCCAAAGGUCACUACGGAACCUGGGACAUGAUGUGUGGGGAUCCAGCACAGAUUCUGGCCAACCUGGUGAUGGAGAUCCUGUAUCCGGAGCUCAGGACACAGAUAGGGCCUCGGCUGAAGGGCAAGCUACAGCAGAGACAAAGGAACUGGAUGCUGAUCUCGGAUGCAGUGUACAGGCAGGUGUUGAAUCAGACACGGACGCAGCACGAGGCGCUGGUACAGGCCUGUGAGGUAGAGCGCCCCCGUCUGGAUGCCACGCUGCGUACAAACAUGGACCAGAUCAUUUCCUCCAAAGAGCAUGUCACUGGAAGGAUGCGUGCCCUGGUGCUUCCACAUGCAGAGCAGGUCCUUAAGAGCAAUGUCCAGCCCUAUAUCCCCUCCAUCUUGGAAGCUCUGAUGGAACCGGUGGGCCAGGGAUUCUCCGAGGUCAGGGAAGUGCUCUUCGGUGAGCUGGUGGAAAUCAGCAAGAACACAGUGAAUGAUGGAAGCAAGGAAACGCUUGGGAAGCAAAUGGAGAAGGUGUCCAUGUUGGCGUUCCACCCAGUGAAGAUGCAUAGCUGCUAUGAGAAGAUGGAGCAGCUGAGUCUGGAGGGCCUGCAGCAGAGAUUUGACGUGUCCAGCCCUUCCGUCUUCGUUCAGAGAGCUCAGAUCCUCAUGCGAGAGCAAAUGGACAAUGGCGUGUACACGUUUGAGCAGCUUCUGUACCAAAACAUGGAGGAACAGUCAGGAGAGGAGAUUAUAAAAACCAUCCAGCGCUGCCAGGACCGAGUACUGAAGAAAUUUGACUACGACAGCAGCACAGUGCGGAAGAAGUUCUUCAGAGAAGGACUGCUGCAGAUCAUCAUCCCGUACAUGCUGAAACAGCUCCAUCCCGUGUGCGCUUCUGAGCUGCCCAAAUACAAAGACUUCAUCUUUGAGGAUUUCUCCCGCUUCAUAUUAGUGGAGAACGUUUUCGAGGAGGUCGUCCUACAGUCAGUCACGAAAGACAUCAUGAUGGCUGUGAAUGAGGCGGCCACUCAGAGAAGGCACAACCUGUACAGAGACAGCAUCGUCCUGACCAACAGUGACCCGAACCUCCACCUGCUGGAGGAGAACCCCAUCGACUGGGCCAGCCACUAUGGACGAGGAGGAGAAGAAGAAGGAGCAGACCGGAUCCGAAGACGCAGGCAGGUUGUAUCCAUGAUUGUUCCAGAAGGCAUGGCACCGAUGCCUUACGGCUCCUGCCUGGAAGUACCCGGCGUGGAAGAAAUCCCAGAGGAGAACGAGAUGCAGUCGGCUGAAGAUCUUCAAGAUGAAGACAUCUUUGACAACGAUCUACGGAAUCAGCCGAUCAUUUCUGUAAUGCCAAAAUCCUUGGAAGAACCAGGCUCUCCAGACAGCGUGCAGCAGAUCAGGCAGCUCAUCAAGCCGGUUCUUGAGGUGGUUCUUCCUUCAGAAAGGGAUGCUGACCCAGUGCUGACCAACGGGAUGCUGCCUCUGGAGGAAGGGGAGGAGAUAGAGGCCAUCACCUCAGAGGAGGAUAUGAUGCCAAAGGACUCUGCUAUCGCCAGGGCCAUCCAGGAGCUGGACAACGCCGUUCAGGAUGAAGAAUGCAACGUAGACUCUGACACGGAACUUCCGCAAGCGUCUGCAGAGUCCAGUCCUCGUCACUAUGACGACAGUGGUUUUCAGUCUCCUACCAACGAGAACACAGAGGAAGUGGACCAUCGGCCAGUCGCCAGAGAUCUGAAGGAUGAACCUGAGCCAGUGGGUCCUGAGCUGGUGAGGGUGAUGUUGAAAGACGAAGAUGAAGAUGAGGAAGUGUCGGAAGAUGACUCGGAAGAAGCCGAAGGGGAACUGACAGAGGAUUUUGAAUCUAACAUUUAAACCAGGAUACUGACCUUCUUUCUUUUUGUUUUUGUUUUUUUUUCCCAAAGACAAAUAACUUGUUAGCAAGUGAAGAUAUUUUGAUUAAAAAAGUACAUAAUAAUUCUUAGAAUAAGAAUAUUCUAAACAAAUCUAAGAGCCUGUUUUUAGCAUUAUUUACUAAUUCCAAGCUUGAAAUUGUCUUUGCAUUGGCAUAUUGCUUCGUUCUAGAAAGAAAUACAAUUUCAAGCUUUAAAAUGAGUAGAAAUAUAUAUUAAAAAUAUAGGCUCCAUUGUCUUACAUCUAAGAAAGAGAAUCUAGUUGAAUUUGCGUACACAAGAUAUUUUAACUUGCUAUCUUUUUUUGGCAAUCACGUUUUUGUAAAUAAUUCAUAUUACUGCCUUGUGAAGCUUAAAUAUUAUUACUUAAUCAUAAAGCAGUCACUAUUUUGUUUGUCACUGAAAUGCCAGAUUUCCCUUUCCAUAUACGCGUGUCUUGAAUCACACUGAAGCCUUAUUUCCAUUGAAAUCCUGGGAUGAAUAUCUGAGCAUCACAAAUCUGCAUAUUAUAAACUUCUAAUACUGCUUUUAUUUUUACUACAUAUUUAUACCCAAGGGAACACAAAUGAGGUCUGUGUAUUUAUUUUAUUUGUUUUUACUUUGUUAUUAAUUCUACGCUGUGUUAAUAUUCAGUUGCAGCCGGAACGACGCCACGUAUCUACAUAGCACUUAUGGCGUGUCGUCUUUCUCUUCUUCUAAUAACUCGUUAGAGGUUUUUGACUCCGAUGCUAAUUUUAUCUCGUGGGCAGACAUGACUCAACUGAUUGUGGCAUUAAAGACCGCUGGGGUAGUGUUCAGCUUGCUUUGUAUCAAGAUCUAUCCGUUUUUCUUGUCUUCUGCUGGAACUGGGGCAGGACAGUGAUAAGACAUCAGCACAGAGCCUUUGUAGAUGGUGCCAGCUUCAGGUAUUUUUGCUGGAAUGAAGCAAGAGAAUGGCUCUUUUUGUUCAAUUUGUGAGUUCAGCUGUUUUUAUCUUUCCAUCCAGUUGAUGAAAUAUUUUCUCUUCUAAUAUCUCUGAUGACAGCCGGUGAAACAUUUUUUCAUCACUUUUUCCCUUUUCUACUCGCCCUGUGCUUCUUAGAUUUCUAAAAAAAAAAAAAAAAAAAAAUGACCUGGUUGUUGUGGUUCCCUGAAGUAUUUUACUGGAGUGAAUCUUUUUCCCUCCACUAUUUAUUAACACUAUGUUUUUAACAUUUUUUUUUUUAUCUUCCUGUAGCCAUGUUCUCCUUGUUCUUAUCUGUUCACUAGGCAUACAUGAAUGAAUAAAUAAAAUCCUUUUAAAACA
Hemibagrus wyckioides is the source of this 4156-nucleotide messenger RNA. It is a transcript of the gene niban2a, whose product is annotated as niban apoptosis regulator 2a. The transcript has 14 exons. NCBI's taxonomy places the organism in Eukaryota, Metazoa, Chordata, Actinopteri, Siluriformes, Bagridae. Bases 314 to 2833 code for a protein of 839 amino acids. The record is from RefSeq and is a predicted model, not a curated record.